AUGGCUGUUUUUCGUAAAUCAACACGCCUUUCGUGUUAUUUUUUAAACAAAACUCCACUAACACAUCACUUAAAGUUAACAAAGUCAUUCAGGACAGUUGUCCAGGAGCCAAAACCAACUCGUGGGCUUUUAAAGACGAGCAUAAUCGGUGCAUUGGUUGGUACAGCAAUAGGAACAGGUUAUGCAUUCUGGAAAAUUGAACGUGACAGAAAAAAUUUGUCACUCGAGGGCAGCGAAUUACCGGUUCAACUCCUCAAGUACAAGCCUCCGAUCACACCGUCUAGAAGAAUUCUGUCGCCGGUAGACGCGACCGGUUUGAAGCUCACCCUGUUCCAGUAUCAAUCAUGCCCGUUUUGCUGCAAAGUCCGGACAUUUUUAGACUACUACGGAAUCUCUUACGACGUCGUAGAAGUGGACCCCGUGCUGAGACGCGAAAUCAGCUGGUCGCCUUACAGAAAGGUUCCGAUAUUGGUUGCCAAGGUUGAUGGUGGCUACCGUCCGCUGAAUGACAGCUCCAUGAUCGUGUCAGUGCUGGCUUCGUAUUUAACUGACAUGUCCAAUAAUUUGAAUGAUCUUGCUCAGUAUUAUCCUGUGAUUGCGAUGAACGACGAGGGUGGAAAAUUCAAACAGGAAAUUAUUAACAAGUACUUCUUGAUGUACCAAGGAGAAAUUCCUAAAGAUCGGACUCUUGAUGAUAUCAUGGAAGAACGCAAAUGGAGAAAAUGGGCUGAUGAGGUAUUAGUUCACACGUUGUCACCAAAUGUUUAUAGAACACUUGAAUAUUUCCCAACGUGGGAAAGGAAGAUAAUGAUAAACGUAGGAGCAUGGGCGAUGUGGAUGAUAGGAAAGAGAUUGCAAAAAAGGCACCACCUGAAAACAAACGUCCGAGAGUCAUUUUACGAUGAGCUGAACCAUUGGCUGAAGGCAAUAGACGCGCGAGGAUCGACGUUUAUGGGUGGCAAUAAUCCAGACCUAUCUGACCUGGCGGUCUACGGCAUACUGCGGAGUAUUGAAGGGUGCCAGGCAUUCAAAGACGCUUUGGAGCACACAAAAUUGUCCAGCUGGUAUCAAGCGAUGACCGAGCGUGUUAACAACCACGCUGGCGCUUCGCUGUUAACUGGCUAA
Cotesia congregata is the source of this 1125-nucleotide messenger RNA. NCBI's taxonomy places the organism in Eukaryota, Metazoa, Arthropoda, Insecta, Hymenoptera, Braconidae. The record is from the annotation of a GenBank genome assembly.